AUGGCGUUCCAAAUACAUCAAGACAUGGCUCAAGACAAGGAGAUCAAAGAUAUGGAAUUGAUGGAUGAAACUUUUGAUUUCGUUGAUGAUGAUGACCAAGAAUUGGAAGACGAAGGGCUAGAUCAAGAAUUGGACCCUGUGUCAGGAGUGCUGUUGGAAAGAUUCCCAGAAGCUCCGAUCCCUAAUGAUGAAGUUGAGAAUUGGAGAAAUACUUCCAGAAUAUUGAAAUAUAAAUUGAAUCCAAAUGGUAUCAAUGGUGUUGGUUUCAUUUCUCAAGAUCCAACUAGUGAUAAAGAGAUCAAAGUGUUCCCACAAGAGACAAAAUUAUAUCCAAUUUCAAUCCCACAAUCUGAUGAUUCAGAUGCUUAUACAGAAUAUAUUUCAAGUCUUUAUAGUAUAUAUGAAGCACUUGGUGAUGAAAGAUAUUAUUCCGUUGCUACAAUAGGGCUUAUCAAGAAGAAUGCUCAACAUGAACAAGCUGAAGUUUUAAAUAAUGCAUUUUCGUUAACAAUUCAAGAAUUAGAAUUAUACAUUGAACAUAAACAAGCUCAACAAGAUUCAGAUGCUAGUAUAUUUGAAUUAGAAGAAUGUCUAUAUAUAUUAAACGCUUUAAAAGCUGUUUUCUUUGCAAAUGAUCAAGAUGUUCCACAACUCUUAUCACAUUGGAUCAAUAGAGCUGAUCCACAACCAAGUAUUGAAUUAAAUGAAGCUGUUAUGAAAUCUGAAAAACCUUAUCAACAUCCUUAUUUCUGGAAAUUUAUUAAUCAAUUAGUUCUUAGAGGUUUAUAUUCAAAUGCAGCUGAAGCAUUAAAACAUUCAGAAUAUAAGGAAUUAAAUUCAAUUGACUUGAAUUUAUUUAAUUUAUUUACAGAUGCUGAAAAUUUAUUAUCAAAUUAUCCAAUUCAAUCAACACCUGAAGUUUUCAAAGAAUGGAAAAAAGCAGCAAAUACAGCUUCUUCAAAUGCUUCGAUAAGGAAUAAAGUAUCAGAAAAUAAUGAAUUAUAUAAGGGAAUUAAAACAUUACUAAGUAUAAUAUCGGGUAAUAAAUCAAUCAUAUUUGAAACUUCUGAAACUUGGUAUGAAUCAUUAGUUGCAUUAAUAUAUUAUCAUAUCCCAUCAAUUUCUUUAUUAUCUGAAUAUUUCACUGAAUCAUUACAACAUCAUCAACCAGAUCGAACUGUUGUUUGGGAAGUUGCAAGUGUUGAUAUAUUUGAAGGAAAUUUCAUUCAAGUAUUAAGAUCAUUAAGUUCUUUUAAUAGUGCCACUGCAGCAUACACUUCCGCAUUAUUAGAAGCUAAAGGUUUAUUAAAAGGUUAUUCAUUAGAUGAAGAUGAAAAUGGUAAAAUAAUUGGUCAAAAUUCCUUGUUGGAUCAAGAAGAUUUAUUUUCAACAAGAAAUGUUUCAGAAUUUUUAUUACAUGGUCAUGCACUUGAUUGUCUUUCAAUUGAAAAAUUAAUACCUGUGGGUAUUGGUCUUUUAGCCCUUUCAAGAAAUCCAACUGCAAGAAGUGUUAUAGCUGAAUAUUUACCAAAAUAUAAUUUUAAGACAAAUGAUGAUAUUGAAUGGGCUUUAACAAUUUGUGCAAGUUUAAAAUUACCAACAAUUGCACAUGUUUUAUUUAGAACCGCGGCACAAAGAGCAUUAAAUUUAGGUCUUGUAUUAGAAGCAUUAACAUUAUUUGCACGUGCUGGUGAUAUUGAAUAUGUUAAACAUCAUACAUGGUUUAUUUUUGAAAAAUCAUUAAUUUUAGGUAAACCAAUUGAUGAUUUGAUUAUAAAUGCGGUGAUUGAUGAUUCUAUAAUUAUAGAAGAUAUUGAUCCUGAAUCAUUAAAAUUAUCACCAAUUUUACGUCAAUUAUUAUCACCUUAUGCUAUAUUAUAUCAAUUUUGGAAAUUUAAAGAAUCUGGUUCAUUAAAACAAGCAAUUACAAGAUUAAUUUCAUUAUUAAAAUUCCCACAUUUACCACCAAAUUUAUUUGGUUUAUUAAUUUCACAAUUUUUACCAUUUAUUAUAUUUUUAACUCCACCAAAAAUUUUAACAAAGCAAGAAUUAUUAUCAGUUGUUAAAAUUUUAGAUCAAUUUGAUAAUAAUUUCAUAAAUAAAAAGCAUGGUAACUCAAAAAUAUUAGAACAAGCAAAUAAAUUAUAUAAAAUAUCUAUUGAUGAAGAUAAAUUACAAUCUAAACCAGAUAAUUAUUGGGUUAAACAAUUGAAAGAAUCUGAAAUAACACCUCCAACUGAUUUCCAAAAUUUAUUAAUAUUAGUUAGAAGAAAUAUUGCAGUUGAAAUUGGUAGAUCAUUUUUAGAAGAAAGAUAUAAUUAG
Hansenula ciferrii is the source of this 2322-nucleotide messenger RNA. It is a transcript of the gene NUP85, whose product is annotated as Nup85p. Gene Ontology annotation, cellular component: nuclear pore outer ring. The transcript has a single exon. NCBI's taxonomy places the organism in Eukaryota, Fungi, Ascomycota, Saccharomycetes, Phaffomycetales, Wickerhamomycetaceae. Gene Ontology annotation, biological process: protein import into nucleus; mRNA export from nucleus; positive regulation of DNA-templated transcription. Gene Ontology annotation, molecular function: structural constituent of nuclear pore. The record is from RefSeq and is a predicted model, not a curated record. The coding region runs from base 1 to 2322 and encodes 773 amino acids.